AAAAAGGUAUAAAAAGAACUUUUCCAAAAAGUUCCAGUUUCUUCAUUCAUUUCCCUGAUAUACAAUUUUAAACAUGCCUUCUAUCUCUAUUGGUCAAUACCUUCUCAACCGUCUUAAGGAAGUCAACAUUAGCACUGUCUUUGGUGUUCCCGGUGAUUUCAACAUGCCUUUGUUGGAUCUUAUUGAAGAUGAUAAAGAACUUCUUUGGGGUAACAACGCCAAUGAAUUGAACGCCUCUUACGCUGCUGAUGGUUAUGCUCGUAUUCGUGGUGCUGGUGCUGUUGUAACCACAUUUGGUGUUGGUGAACUUUCUGCCGUAAAUGGUAUUGCUGGUUCUUAUGCCGAAAUGCUCCCUGUCAUCCACAUUGUUGGUACUCCUUCCACCAAGUCUCAAGCUGCUGGUGCUAUGCUUCACCACUCUCUCGGUGAUGGUAACUUUGAUGUCUUUUAUCAAAUGUCUGCCAAGAUUACUGCUGCUUCCACUCACUUGAGAAAGCAAAAUGCUCUUUCCGAAAUUGACCGUGUUAUUUCCAAGGCUGUUCUCGCUAAGCGUACUGGUUAUAUUGGUAUUCCUAUUGAUCUUAUCAACAUGGAGGUUGAGAUUCCUGACCAACUUCCUCCUCUUCUUGUGAAUCUCCCCAAGAACCCCGAACAAACUCAAGAAAUUGCACUCAAGGUUGUCACUGACGCUAUUGCCAAGGCCUCUCAUCCUGUUAUCAUUGUGGAUGGUUGUGUUCUUCGUCAUGGUUGCCAAAAGGAAGUUGAAGCUUUGAUUAAGCGUUCUGGUUUCCCAACUUAUGUUGCCCCUAUGGGUAAGGGUGCUGUGGAUGAGACGCUUGUCAACUACCGUGGUUGUUACUCCGGUAACAUCACACUUGAAAGCAUUGAUAAGGAAAUCCACAAGGCUGAUUUGAUUAUUGAAGUGGGUUCUGUCAAGUCUGAUUUCAACACAGGUAACUUUUCUUACUCUCUUGAUCGUUCCAAGACCAUCACACUUCACUCUUUUGCCACAAUUGUCUUCUGCGCUGAAUACCAAAAAGUAUCCAUGAUGGAAUUCAUUCCUCUCUUGAUUGCUGCUCUUCCCGAAAAGCCUCGCUCUUUUGAACUCGGACCUCGUGGUAAACCCGAAGCCAUCAAGGAAGGUAAUGAAAUUACACACAACUACUUCUGGAACAAGGUCCCCGAAUUCAUGGAAGAAAAUGCUAUCAUCUGUGCUGAAACUGGUACUGCUGAAUUCGCUUGCUUAAACAUGGACGGUCCAAAGGGCUCUACUUACAUUACACAAUUUGUUUGGGGUUCUAUUGGUUUCACAGUAGGUGCUGCUGUCGGUGCCGCCCUUGCUGAUCGUAGUCGUCGUGUCUACUUGUUUGUUGGUGAUGGUUCCUUCCAAUUGACUGCUCAAGAGCUCUCUGUCUUCCUCCGUCAUGGUCUUACACCUGUUAUUUUCUUAUUGAACAAUGACGGUUACCUUAUUGAGAAGCUUAUCCAUGGUCCUCAUCGUAGUUACAACAACUUCCAAAUGUGGGAAUACAGUAAAGCCCUUGAUUUCUUUGGUGGUCGUCUUGAAAAGAACUUGGCUAAUGGUUCUACUCCUGUUGGUUUCGAAGGCAAGGUCACUAACCGCAACGAAUUUGAAGAAGCCAUGAAGACUGUUCAAUCUCAACCUAACAAGAUUCAUUUUGUUGAAGUCAUUAUGCCUCAAUUUGAUGCUCCUCGUGAACUUGAACUUUUGGUUGCUCUUUCUGAAAACCGUUAAACAUCUUUAUCGUUUCAUGUACAAUUUAUUCCUCUCUUUUCAUUCUAGUAUAUAAUAGAUUCAUUCACACACACACGAUUAAAAUAUGGGUUAUUACAAUAAAGUAAUUUACUGUCACUUUUUGUUUCAUAUUCAAGUCUUUUUUAAAACAGAAUGACGAAAAUGAAAGAAAAAAGAAAAGUUACACAGCAUAAACAAUUUUUGUCUCAAG
Gilbertella persicaria is the source of this 1967-nucleotide messenger RNA. Its product is annotated as pyruvate decarboxylase PdcB. The transcript is spliced from 2 exons. NCBI's taxonomy places the organism in Eukaryota, Fungi, Mucoromycota, Mucoromycetes, Mucorales, Choanephoraceae. The coding region runs from base 74 to 1756 and encodes 560 amino acids. The record is from RefSeq and is a predicted model, not a curated record. Gene Ontology annotation, molecular function: magnesium ion binding; thiamine pyrophosphate binding; carboxy-lyase activity.